Sitodiplosis mosellana (orange wheat blossom midge) is the source of this 2187-nucleotide messenger RNA. Its product is annotated as meiosis regulator and mRNA stability factor 1-like. Gene Ontology annotation, molecular function: RNA binding. NCBI's taxonomy places the organism in Eukaryota, Metazoa, Arthropoda, Insecta, Diptera, Cecidomyiidae. The record is from RefSeq and is a predicted model, not a curated record.
AUAGUGAUUUCAACUAUUGUCAUUAAACGGAAUCACUUGGAAGUUGCACGUUUGGUAACACGUACUCAUUUAUGUUAUGCACAAUCAUCAUAACAUUUUGUUUUAAUUAUUCAAUAGAUACAGUAUUACAUAAAAGUUAUAAUAGUUUAAAUUAACUUUUCGCAUUCAAUAUUUUAAAAAUAAUUGUGUAUUGUAUAAUUGUAUACAUUCUUUCUGACUUCCAUUUGGAAAAAAAUUCGUUGUGUAUAUUUUAGAAGUUGAGGAAAAUGAAAGCAACAAAGUAUAGUUAUAAUAAGGCACAGCAUCCGUUUGUUGAAACAAUGAAUUCACAACAAUCGAGAUUCUACAAAAAUAUUUUGAUCCCGCCAACACACCAGCAACCAAUUCUUAGGAAGGGCAAUACAGCUUUGACAAAUACCGAUAGUUACCAUUACAUCAGAGGAAACACAGUUAACGCUCAAAAUAAUCCACAAUUUUAUCAAAACUCACACAAAAUAAAUACUGGUGGAAUGGCUGUAUUUAAUCAUAAUACUUCCAGUAGACAAAGAUUUGCUCCAUAUCCUAGCCAUAAGCGUUCAUACGCACAUGCUCUAGUGCAACCCACAAACAUAUGUUACUACAAUUAUCAAUCACAGAUGCAACAACAGGCACAAUCUUCAAAUCAUUUGAAUAUUAUUAAUCAAAGUUCAAUUACAACAUCUCCUACUGAUUCGAUCUACAGUUCGAAUCAGGGCCAAACGUUAAACGUUGCUAUUGGAUUAAACGAUAGUUUGCAUGAUCACAAUCCAAUGACAGGUGUUACAUUACAAAUAAGCAAUUUGGAUACCACUAUCGAAGAGAAUGAUCUUAAGCAAUAUCUUAUUAAUCGUUUGAAGCCAAUCGCAACGGUUUUAUCAAUUUACUUUGAAAGCCUGUCUGUUGCUAAAAUCAAAUUACCAACUGAUCAUCAAGCUCGACAAGUUAUUACGUACUUACACCGCAAAAAAAUCGGCCACAAACGUAUAACGGUUUCGUAUACACGGGAAUCUUCCACGCUUGAUUCAUCAACGCUACGUUGUCAGGUAGCAGGCUUACUUAAGGAUAUACCAAAUUAUAAAUUAUCCAUGUACAAAUUCCGCGAAUUGUUUCAAUCACGCUUCAAAACAUCAAUAAGCGUCAUGGAUUUACAUGAAAUGAAGGACAUUUGUACGAUAGUUGGAAAUAAGAAUGAAGAAUUUAUCACACUGCGCCCAGAACUCAUCAAUUCAAUCGAAAGCAGUGAACUUAUGGAAUGUUUUCAGCACAGUGUUCCAUAUUGCACCUUGCAUUUUGUGAAAAUUCACCGUGGAUGGGCUGAACAAGAGAUUGAUCCAUUGCCAAAUGUACAAAUGACAAUAAAUCAAGUACGCGAUGUUAUGUACGCUUUGUUGAAAAAUCACAAAAAUGUCAUCCCGAUCGCAACUAUUGCUCACUGUAUACAAGCUGAUUUGAAUAUUUCCCUGGAACGAAAUGAAAGUGGUGUUAAUUUUGAGCAUUUAAUCAGUUGUGUGCAAGGCAUUCAAAUAACAUCAAACAAGUUCAGCAUUAAAGUCUUAAGUUUGCUGAAUGGCAAUGAAAUGUCACCAAAGAGUAAGGAAUCAUCAAUAUCUGAUGAAGUAUUGCUUCCCAACCGAUAUUCCAAAUAUGGCAACGUGUCUGAUUCUUUUGCUCAAAUUUCACGUGAAAUUAUUGAAUUGAUCAAACUCUCACCAAAAGCAACGUUGAAAUUCAGUCGUUUUAUACCAGCAUAUCACAAUCAUUUUGGAAAACAAUGUCGCGUAGCUGACUAUGGAUACACUAAACUAAUAGAUCUUUUCGAGGCAUUAUCACAAGUUGUUCAAGUUAUGGGUGAAGGUGAAAAUCGUCAAAUAACAUUAACUCAUAAAGUGCAAAUGCAAAGAUUUAAGACGGAUUUACUGAGAAUUCUGCGAACACAAUCAACAAAAUCAAUUUUGCUUUCACACAUACCCAUGAUCUACGAACAAGUCCAGGGUAGGAAAUUCAACGUCACUGAUUAUGGUGUGUGUGAUAUUAAUGAUAUUCUCAAUACAUUGGUGAACACAAAUGUCGUGGUAGUUAAUUCCAUUCCACAUAUGGAAGACACCAUGAUAUCUAUACCAAAACGUAAACAAUCGACAGCAGAAAUGGAAAAAACAAGCCACUUUGCAG